CAGGAAGUUGUCAUGUGACUCCCGGUCCCGCCCCCUGUGUAUCAGGAGCAGCGGUGAUUGUGUGUGAGGCACUGGCCACCUGACCUGUUGUAUGCCACAGAGAAGAGCCGAGUCCGUGAAGAUAAGAGAACGGUGUAAUGUCCUCCAAGAAGUUUUGACACAUCAACGUCUGUUCUCCCGUCCAGCAUUAUAGUUUACUGUUGUUUUCAAUGAUCCGAGUCUUGACAGAGGAAGUCAGAGGCCGUUUGCGUUCCGGAGUGGCCGUUACUUCGGUUGGACAGUGUGUUGAAGAGCUCCUCCUGAACAGCGCCGAUGCUCAUGCCUCCUGCGUUGCUGUGCGCGUUGACCUCGAGGUUUUCAAAGUCCAGGUUGUGGACAAUGGCUGCGGCCUGUGCAUGGAAGACAUGGACAGGGUGGGGGUGAGGUAUUUUACAAGCAAAUGCCAUUCAAUAAAGGAUUUAGAGAACUUGAAGUUUUAUGGGUUUCGUGGAGAAGCCAUUGCAAGCAUGGUCGAUGUCUGCAGUGUAGUAGAAGUCUGUUCUAGGCACAAGAAUACAGAUAGAACAUUUACUAAACUCUUCCAGAACGGAAAACCACGGGCAGUGCAGGAAGCCGUGACCGAACGUCCCAGCCCAGGGACCACAGUCACUUUAUAUAACCUGUUUUAUAAUAUGCCAGUGCGUAGAAAGUGUGUAGACCAGGUGCUGGAACUGGAAAGGAUUCGACAGAAAGUGGAAGCCGUGUCUCUCGUGAAUCCAUCCAUCUCCUUUUCCCUGAAGAACGACGUUCUUCAUUCUAUAGUUCUCCAGUUACCAAAAACCAAGGACGUAUCGUCUCGCUUUUGCCAAAUCUAUGGACUGAGCAGAUCUCGGAACCUCAGAGAAGUCCAGCACGCGCUGAACGGUUUUAGUAUUAAUGGGCUCAUCAGUCGGGAGGGGCACUACAACAGGGCAAUGCAGUUUUUGUAUGUUAACAACCGAUUUGUGCUGAGAACAAGGUUACACAAACUUAUUGACUUUAUUUUAAGGAAAGAAAGUAUAAUAUGCAGGCCAAAGACCAGCCUGGUGGGCAAAACCAAUGGCAGUCCUGGCCGCCACCGGUCUAGUUGCGAUCUGUAUGGGAUCUUUGUAAUAAACAUCCAGUGUGGUUACUAUGAGUACGAUGUUUGCUUUCAGCCUGAUAAAACAUUGAUUGAAUUCCAAGACUGGAGCAACAUCUUGCUGGGCGUUGAGCAAGGGGUGAAGGCUUUUCUGCAGAGAGAGAACCUGUUUUCAGAGGCUUCAAAGGAUGAGAUAACUGAAUUUAACCAGAGACACCAUUUCUCCUUAUCAUGCCGUGAUUCUCAACACGAAGCGGAUCAGGAGCUGGCUUCAUCUUGGAAUGCUCAUCUGAAAUCAAAGCCUGUGUGUCGCAGUAACCUGGUCAGCGCACACAAGUCACAGGGGGCUGGAGACACAAGUGACAUAGAUAAUGACCAGAGCCCCAGAGACAGCACAGGGAAAUCUGUCUGUCCCACUUUGCGCGUGGAUUCCGGGGAUCGCAAGAUAGAUGAACAGAAUGUAAGGACUGAGGAAGAGCAUAUAGAGGAAGGGAUAAAAGGAGGUGACGUACUGGCUUUAGCUGCGGAUCAGGCCAAACACGCGGCAACAUCUGCCUACAAUAACCAGGAGACAGCUGACAGUGCAAGGCCUCAUUCCUGGGUAGGAAAUGUCUUGGCGUGUGGACUUGUCAAUGAGGAGAGCUUAGAGGGACAACACAGUCAGAGCGGACCAUUCUCUGUUUCUGGCAGACGUUUUAGUGCUCUAUCAGAAGAACCUGAACGUAAUAUCUCAGAGACUCCACCACCAACGGACGUUACUAGGAGGACAAUUCUGUUCCAGAACAGUUCUCUCCGUGAUACAGAAACAGCUGGAAAUAAAAUGACAAAGGGAAACUCAGAGAACGAUUUUGAAGAAGAGCAUAAUGAUUUAGAUGUUACGCCUUCAGUAUUAAGACUUAGAAAAAGUCACCAGGAAAUUAAAGGUCCCGUUGUUUUAAAAUAUAAAAGUGACAACCUCACCACAGAGAGACCAAAUAAACGAAAACUUAUAAAGCUGCAUUCAGCUGCAAACCUUGAUUCAUUGGACAAAUUCAGAAGACUUUACAAAAAGGUCCCGACCUCAGACAAUCACCCUGCUGGCAGAGGCAGCCUGCAACUGAGGCCCCCAGAUGAACCUGAGCAGAUGGAAACCAACAGCACGCAUCAUUCUGAUGACUCGUGUCGUGCAGUUAGAGAUCUGCCACCCAACACACUGCAGGACAUGGCUCGGACUCCAGCAGUGGGCACAGGGGAAGCGUCCACUGAGAUGGACGUCAGCCCCUUGACACUAUCUGAUUACGUCAGUUCAAAUCUGAAAGAGCAGAGUGGUUCGAAAUGUCGUAGUUCAUUGACUGCAAAGCUGUUCAAGCUGAAGGAGAUGGAGGUGGCUUCCUGCCCCAUGGAUACACCAACUGGAGGCUUAUCUGUCAAUAGUAUGACUCCCGCUGAGCCAUCGGUCAUACUGCUGAACCAAAGUGCACCACUCCCCUCAGCUACUCAGGGCAAUAAUGUAAUUAAUACUAACAGCAGUCCACCAAUCGGUGAGCAGAAAUGGCCAUCCAGUGACGCUGGGGCAGAGGAGCUCCACACAGAUGACUGUCCCACAGAGGCACCCAGGUGGCUGCAGUGUUACGAAGAGUCUCUAGGGAGGAGCGUCUUCAUCAACACAAGCACAGGACUCAGCAGUUACAGCGCCCCCACGGUGGACAGGAGGACUGCAUGCACCAAAGACUUAUCUAAUAUGUCUGUGAAUGUAGUGUGCAAUAAUGGGUGUCAGUACCAGUGUUACCCUUUUAGGAGCGAGGUCGUCAUACCAUCCCUGCCCAGAGCAGAGAGAGGCCCUGUAGAGCACGGAGGAGGUAGGGACAGCACUGUAUCCCAAUACUUUGCAUUCAGUGUCAUACACAAUAUAGGAACUGUUUCUUCCUCUGCAGGUAACGGUCCCUUGCAGUCUCUGUACUCGGAAUGGAAAAACCCAGUGUUUGUGCGACCUCCCCUGGUGGCGGUGGAUGUGAGCAGUGGAAACGCGGACGCUCUUGCUGUGAAGAUACACAAUAUAUUAUACCCGUAUCGCUUUACCAAGGAAAUGAUUCACACAGUGAAGGUUCUACAGCAAGUAGACAACAAGUUCAUCGCAUGUUUGAUGGAUACACAGGCAGAACAGAUAGAUGGUAAAGCAGGUGGCAAUCUCCUGGUAUUAGUGGACCAGCAUGCAGCCCACGAACGCGUCCGGCUGGAGCAGCUAAUUGCAGACUCUCUUCAGCCUUCAGAAGAAGACUGCGAGCGACGUCUUAAGGUCUCAGUGGUGAACCCUCCUUUACAGCUGGACAUUACAGAGGAACAAUCCCGUCUCCUCAGGAGCCGCGCUGGAAUGCUGGAGAGAGUCGGGCUAUCCCUCACGUUUCCCGACUCCGGAAGCAACCACGUGCUAGUGGGCGAGAUCCCCCUGUGUUUUGUGGAGAAAGAAGCCAGCGAAACUCAUCGUGGGAGGACCACAGUAGCCAAAAAAAUAGUAGAGGAGCUUCUGCAGGAGCAAGUGCAGCUGUUGCAGGUCCCAGGGGCCGGACCAGGAACUCUCCCAGGGACUGUCCUCCGUGUGCUGGCGUCACAGGCCUGUCAUGGGGCGGUGAAGUUUAAUGAUCCCCUCAGCUUGGACGAGUGCAGGCACCUGGUACAUUCCCUGGCACGAUGCUCUCUCCCGUUCCAGUGUGCGCAUGGGAGACCGGCCAUCCUACCUCUCGCAGAUCUGCUGCACAUGGAACCCGAGCAUGAGGUUUCUCCAAAACCCAAUAUGACCCGCCUGAAGCGGCAGCACAGAGCUUGGCAGCUGUUUGGAAAGCAGUCUUCUGUCUCUGGAGCGGACAAUAACCACAAAGACACAUGCAGACCCCUGACACACGUAGACUGGCACUGA
Messenger RNA from Pseudophryne corroboree (corroboree frog), 3992 nucleotides. It is a transcript of the gene MLH3, whose product is annotated as mutL homolog 3. Bases 210 to 3992 code for a protein of 1260 amino acids. Gene Ontology annotation, biological process: mismatch repair. Gene Ontology annotation, molecular function: mismatched DNA binding; ATP hydrolysis activity; ATP-dependent DNA damage sensor activity. Lineage: Eukaryota; Metazoa; Chordata; Amphibia; Anura; Myobatrachidae. The transcript is spliced from 12 exons. The record is from RefSeq and is a predicted model, not a curated record. Gene Ontology annotation, cellular component: mismatch repair complex.